Molecule: messenger RNA, 3266 nt
Organism: Chelonia mydas (Green sea turtle)
Lineage: Eukaryota; Metazoa; Chordata; Testudines; Cheloniidae
Exons: 2
Coding region: 1-1875 (624 amino acids)
Cellular component (GO): cytoplasm
Source: RefSeq, a predicted model, not a curated record
AUGAAGGAGCUGAAAGCAGCAGCACCAGCCAAACAAGACAUUUUAAGGGACUACCUUGCAUACUAUGGCACGAAGUGGUGGGAAGGAAAACUUUUGAUCUGCAACGAGACAACGAUAAAAACAAAAGCUAAACACUUCCUGGAGUCUGAUGCCUGCCCUGCUGAGAGAUUUAGCAGGUUUGGCUUCUACAGCAUUGCAGAGAACUGCUUAAAAAUGAAAAAGCAACAAGGAGGCAAUGUUUUCAAAAGCCUGAUCCAAGCUUUCGAGUUCCUAGAGCUGCUCUGCAUCAACCUGUUCCUCUCUCCUUGGAGAAAAGAAAUAAAGUCGCUGAAGACGUUUACAGGUAAUUUUGUCUACUCUGUUCAAUCAGUGCUCCCAGAAAACGUAGUAAAAACAAUACUGGAGAAAAUAGGUUACAUUGCAACAACAGCAACAGAGUAUUCACUUGUCAGAAAGAUAAAUGAGGAGGAAACAAAAGAGACUGCAUUUGAAAUAUUUCUUGCAAGAAUCGAGUGUGAAACCAUCCUUGAAAUGAUAAACGAAGUGCAACACAGUGAUUUGGGGGACAUUCUACAGAGGAGAGCACAAAUGCAUUGGUAUCAUGAAGAGAACAAGGACAGAGAGAGUCAACCCUUCCAGAGAGAGGACUCUGAAAAUCUGGGAAACAAAGAAAAUAAUGAGAUUUCUUCAUGCCUUGGUGCUCAACAGAAGUCCUCAACAAAGAGUGAGAAAUCCUUUGAAACUGCUGGAAAUAGUAAGAUCAAAGAUGAAUCCCAUUUUAAACCUGCUGCUGCUAUGCCUCAGUUACCAUCAGCUCAGUCCACUAGCAGGCUUCAAGCACACCAAAGGCAAGUCAGUGAGUCAGCACACUCUCAUGGCAAAUGCUCAGAUAGCGAAGACUUCUUGAACAAAUACAGUGACAUUGUCAUAAGACAAAAGCCUAUCUUCAGUGAGAAUUCUUCUCAGAAAGCGUUCGAAGAGAAGCUAAGAGGCGAUCAGAGUGAAGAAUGCGUUUUGGUGAUCUCAACACCGUUGACAGCAAAUGAAGCUGGCCCCAAACCGCUCUCACCAGGUGCAAGCGGCCCACAAGCCUUUGCAAUAUUUACUGACGCUACUCCUGAAAGCAGAAAUGCCCUUGAUAAAUACAGAGCCCAAGAGGUCCCUGAAGAAACCAUUGAAGCAAAAAUCAGUGAUGCCAUGAAUUGCAUAGGCAACCCCACAAAUCCUGCAGAUCAACCCCAGGAGCUGAAGCCCCUGUCCCAUGGCAACACAGUUGUUACGGAAUGUAAUUUAACCAGAGAAGACAAAGUUUGUGAAGUGUCUUUAUCUUUUAGCAAACUAAAAAUCCAGGAAGCCAGUGAUGAAGAGCUUAUGUAUCCAGUAGAGGAAACUGCACAACCUGAGUGUAUAAUGAAUGUAAAUACAAGUGAUAAAGACUCCAGAGAAUGCAAUCACUCCAAGAUGAAAUAUACAUAUCCAUCUAGGGUUCAGACAACAAAUAAAGCACCUUUCAGCGUUGGUCAGUCUUCCUCAAACCUACCUGGUAAUGCCAGUGGGGGCCCUGAGUGUCCUACCACUGGCUCAGAUAACAAGAGACUAUUAAUGGAUAUGCCUGGUACACAUGCAACUUCAGAGGGUUUCAGAUAUAUCAGAGAGCCACCUAAUCUCACUUACAUCCCUCCCAGAAGUAUUUAUGUUCCACCUUCAGGCCCUAGCGCCACCACUGUGAAUUGUAGGAAGAGCCACUUACAGCCUGAAGGAGGCUUGCUUGAGUCCUCUUCAUCUACAGACAAAGGAAAGUUUGAGACUCACACUUCAAACAUGAAUGAAGCUAACCAAGAGGACUAUGUAUUUAUCAUGAAGGAUGGUGAAUAAGGAAUGCCAGGCCCAUGUGAUUCUGCCAAUGCCCUUCGCUGUUGGUCUACAACAUACAUGUAUUUCCAGGCUGGUCUUGGUCCUCUCUUGAGCAAAGAUUUGUCAUACCAAAGCACGUGCUGCUUUUGGGUAGUGAAGAAAGGGUCCAUUAGAGUCUGUUCUAACUAUUUUUCUUCAGUGAUCACACUGAUACUCAGGUGCUCAGCCUUGAAUGCUCGCCUGUCUUUAAUUUGUGUGUAUUAAAAAUGAGGAUAAAUUCACAAAUGUAUUUGAGAUGAUGUAUAAGUUAGACACCAGGGCCUGCUGUAUUUGGCUUCUGACAGAUUUUUCAAAUGCAUAUACUGCCACUUUUUCCUCUUUCUCUCUCAAACAAGUUAUUCUUGCAGCAAGGCAGCAAAUUUACCUCAAAGAAUGAAAUAAAGUCUUAAAUGGUGUGCAAUGGGAAAAACAGAUAAAUGUUUCCAAAUUAAGAUUCAGUUUAUAGCCUCUCCCGUGCCACGUUAAAAUUACGUUUGAAGCUCAUCUCCAGUUGCUCAUAACAUUUCAGUGAAGUUAACGUUUGAGAUAAUAUUCCUUUUGCUUGUUCUCAGUCCUAAGAUUGAUUUAGAAAGUUUGGUAAAAUUCUGUUUGAACGUUCAGAAAAAAAACACCAGAGGUAAAACACACUCUGCUAAUGUAUUUUUGCAUUAGAAUAAUCCCGUGGGUCUUCUAAAUAUACUUGAUUCUAUACAAUUAUAGGUUUUGAUACUUGCCUCUGUUUGCUACCACCAAAUACCACCAAAAAAAUUGUUUUUUCUUAGGCCCCAGUUCUGAAAUUCAACUCUCUGACACAAACCCUUUAUGUCUGUACAAAAUCCUGUUCAACUCAAUGGUGCUUAGCGCAGGAAAAGGGACUUUCCUCAUGAAUCAGAUAGCUGGCUUGGGGCCUUAAUGAGGACUAGUGCCUUUAACCAAUAUGACACAAAUUGUUAUUAAUGAAGUUAUAACCAUUUGAAAACUACAUGCUUCUAUUGCACUAUACAUGGUUUUCUACUAACUUUUUAGCAAUAUAAUGAAGUUCCAUACUCCAGCUAUGCUCCCAUGUACAUAUACACCAAGAUUUUCAAAAAUACAUGCUAAAGUUAGAACCAAAGGUAGGCUCCUAAAUAAGUAGCCUGAGUGCUGACCAGCCACUGACUUCAAUGGGAGUUGGUUUUGGUCACUUAUUCAGAAGCCCUCUAUUGUCAAACUUAAGCAUUCAAAAAUCAUGAGUCAGGCCCAUACGAAUAAUGGAAUUUUUUUGGUAUAUAUGUUUCAGUUUCUUGCCUUGUCUUCUCGGUUUUGAUUCCUUAGGGUUCACAUUUUCAAUUUUUUCUCCAUGAGGGCUAGAAACACACUUUAAACACCCCCCC